Molecule: messenger RNA, 2274 nt
Organism: Lytechinus variegatus (green sea urchin)
Lineage: Eukaryota; Metazoa; Echinodermata; Echinoidea; Temnopleuroida; Toxopneustidae
Product: neuronal growth regulator 1-like
Exons: 14
Coding region: 168-1910 (580 amino acids)
Cellular component (GO): neuron projection
Molecular function (GO): protein binding
Source: RefSeq, a predicted model, not a curated record
CUCUCUUGAACUAAGCCACUCUUUUAAAGGAGGUUAUUGUUUUCCAAUUUUUAAUUCUCUUCGUGGGAAAAUAUAUCUUGUGGAAUUUCUUAGACAAUCUCCGACAAACUUUUGAGGUUGCCAUUGGAUAUUCCUGGAUUUUUUUUUCUCUCAAAAGAUCGAUCAGGAUGAAUUGUUGGGUUUUUGACUGGGUAUAUCUCGUUCUUUGUCUCGUUAUAUACGAGACCGUUGGAGUUCCCCGCAAACCCGCCCUUCGUUUCCCCCGUCAAAUACCAAAUCCAGAGCUAUUUCAAGGCCGGAUAAUCAUCGGAUCAACGGCUUUUACCGAGCCGAUUAGCAACAGCAAAUGUGCCCAAGAAGUCGCAUCUUCGGAUACCGCGUUCCCAGGGUCAAUGUACAGAAAUUGUACAAUGGCUCCGAAAACUACACCACCGGCCCCCAUAUUUAGACGAGUAUCGGCUCCUGGAAUGCCCUAUUUCAUCACACACAACGUGCAAGUUAUGAUUCGAGUCAACGAAGGCGGUAAUGCUCAUUUCAAAUGCCGAGUUGCUGAUCUAGGGGACUAUCCUGUUGUCUGGUAUAAGAACAACAAAGGAAUAAGAAGUCUCAUCGCCUUUGGACCAUCGAUAGUGGAUCAAUCGCGACACUAUAUCAAAGAUGGCGACUUUUUCAAUUCGACCUUUGACCUUCGACUGAGAAAAGUUAGAAGGUCGGACGAGGACAUCUACGCGUGCUCUAUUCAGACGACCCCGCCCACAGAGCUGAAUUUUACUCUACUUGUGUCAUAUCCAGCAUCGGUUAGAAGGAUCCUCCCUAACGAGGCGCCCUACUGGAGUCCUGCCGAACCCAACCGGGUCUACUUUAACGAAUCAUCGAACGGGACACUCACGUGCCUCGUCGAUGGAUCCCCGGCCCCCAUUGUGACGUGGUGGAAAAAGGAUAGGCCUAGCCGGAUGACCAAGGCCAAUCACCUGAUUAUUGCGGCCAGUGAUAACAUUACCCUGUUAAAUAUAUCCCGGGAGCAGAGUGGACAGUACGUUUGCGACGCUGAGAAUGGAGUCUCGGGUCGUGACCCCCCUGACAGCAGGGUCAUUGAUGUCGUGGUUCAGUAUGCUCCCGAAGUACAGACCCUUUCUCCAGACAUUCGCGUCGGGGAAGGGAAGUAUCUUCUGCUCCAGUGCAACGUGAAAGCUGUACCGAAAGCCAGAUUCUAUUGGAUGAAAGACAAUAAAAACCUUACGCUUACAUCACAGAGUUCAGAUAACAGACUCGUCAUAAUAUCAUUGGAUCCGAGACGGGAUUAUGGAAACUACACAUGCGUGGCAUACAAUCGACUGGGGUCAUCAAAUACCACUAUUCAAGUCAGUGGACGCCCUCUGGCCCCUCAUGUUACCAGUAGUUUCCAUGGCACUCGCCGUCACAUCUACACAUUACGAUGGACACCUGGAGCUAAUCUUCAAGAGGCACUUCAGGACACCAUAGAGAUCGAAGCAUAUGAUAUUUACUACAGAAAAACAUGGAUUGAGGACGUAAAUGGACGAAGCAGCGUACGAUUCUAUCCAGAGCAGCCCUUAGCAGACACCGUGUAUCCUCGUCCCGACGCCUGGUCGGCCCAACAAACUUUCAUUCUCCGUGACCUCUCGGACGACAGCACCUACGAAGGACAGAUAUGUCCAAGGAACAUGUACGGCACUGGAGACUGCGCAGACUUCAAAUUCAGGACAAGACUCGAGGAUAUUGUUACCACUCUCCCACCCGAAGCAAGGCAAACGAUGCAGGAUACAGGUGGUAACUCCGGACUAUGGACGGCCAAAUCUGAUCAGUGGAGAUCGAGCGCACAUGUGAUAGCGCCCUCAUUGUUCGUAGCUCUCAGCGCUUCCUUUAUUUCGUCGCAUUUGUGUUCUCAUUAGAAAAAAAUCUAACUUUAAAGAAGAAGUAAAGAUGAUUAUAGCACCUCUUUAGCUUUACUAUUUUGUGAAAUUUAGCCUAUUAGUUUGGGUACCAGAAAACGAAGAAUAUAAUGGAGAAUUAGUGCCUAGUUAAAAUCAUGCAUAUAAUCCAAGAAUAAUUUACAUGUUUUUGACCAUCAGUCGAAUGUAGGCAAACCACAUUAAUCUACAAUUAACAUAUUGUUUUCAGUGCUUUUUUAGACUGUAAUUUAUGCUAAACUUACUAUAACAAUCAUUUUGCAAGUAUCCAAUCAUAGUUAUUAAUUAAUCGUAUGCAUGCUGGGAGUUGUAGCAUGCAACAGUUUACAUGGUAUUUUGUUUUAAU